Messenger RNA from Serinus canaria (Common canary), 1995 nucleotides. Its product is annotated as zinc finger protein 436-like. Gene Ontology annotation, biological process: regulation of transcription by RNA polymerase II. The record is from RefSeq and is a predicted model, not a curated record. NCBI's taxonomy places the organism in Eukaryota, Metazoa, Chordata, Aves, Passeriformes, Fringillidae. The coding region runs from base 819 to 1346 and encodes 175 amino acids. Gene Ontology annotation, molecular function: RNA polymerase II cis-regulatory region sequence-specific DNA binding; DNA-binding transcription factor activity, RNA polymerase II-specific. The transcript has 4 exons.
AGAAGCUGCGCCCCGUUCCCCGGCGGCGGCGGGACCCGCUGGGCUCGGCACAGGGUUCGGCCUUUGGGAAUGGGGGAGGAGGAGGAGGGAGGGAGGAAGAGGCCGAGGGACAGCAGGAAACAGCUGGAGCAGGAGAGAGGGAAUCCUGAAGUCGUUGCAGCCCCGGGAUCAUUGUCCCGCAUCCCGCAGGAUUUGCCAUUGUCAAGCCCUGGGAGGCUGCGAGGAAGAGGAAGAUGCCCCUGGACACUGCGGCAGAGCAGGUGCUGAGCAUGGAGAGGAGGUAGGACAAAUCCCCGCGGCAGAACCUGGUGGAAGAGGCCGUUUUGAGCGGCUCCACGGCGCAGGAACCCAGCGAGGAGGAAAAGCCCUGGAGAUCCCGCACGAGGAGGGGCUGCAAACGCAGGUCGCAGGGAUCUGAGAGUGAAAGACCCAGCCUGGGCCAGGAAGGCGGCCGGAGAUCGAGCCAGAGCUCGGAGCUGGUGGUCAAUGAGCAGGUUCAAAAUGGGGAGAAGCCCCAUAAUUGCUUGGAAUGUGGGAAGAGCUUCAGGUGGAACUGCCACCUGAUUGAGCACCAGAGAAUCCACACUGGAGAGAGGCCCUAUGAGUGUGGGGAGUGUGGGAAGAGCUUCAGCUGGAGCUCUAGCUUGUUCCACCACCAGAAGACCCACACUGAGGAAUGUCCCUACGAGUGUGAUUAGUGCAGGAAGAGGUUUGAGACCAGCUCUGGUCUCCUCCAGCACCAGCGCACGCACACAGAUGAGAGGCCGUUCCGCUGCUCGGACUGCGGGCAAGGCUUCAGGCACAACUCCCAUCUUGUCAUGCACCGACAAAUCCACACUGGGGAGAGGCCCUAUGAGUGUGAGGAAUGUGGGAAGAGCUUCAGCCGGCGCUCUACCCUGAUCCGCCACCGGAGGACCCGCACUGGGGAACGGCCCUACAAGUGUGGGGAGUGUGGGAAGAGCUUCAGACAGAGUGGCGGCCUGAUUCAGCACCAGAACAUCCACACUAAGGAUCGGCCACACAGGUGUGGGAAAUGUGGGAAGAGCUUCAAACAGCAUUUCUUCCUUAUCGUCCACCAAAAGACCCACACUGGGGAGAAACCCUACAAGUGUGAUAAAUGCAGGAAGACAUUUAAGACCAGCUCCAGUCUCCUCCAGCACUAUCAGGUUCACACAGAGGAGAGGCCCUUCUGCUGCCCUGACUGCAGGAAGGGAUUUAAGGUAAAGUGCACCCUCAUCACCCACCGGCGCAUCCACACCGGAGAGAAGCCCUAUGAGUGUGAGGAGUGUGGGAAGAGCUUCUCACAGCGCUCUCACUUGAACAAACACCAACGGAGCCACGAGUAAGGGAAGCGCUGUGAGCGCCCCAAGUGCAGAAAGAGCUUCAUGCGCUGCUCCAGCUCUAUCCCCCACUGGAGGAGCCAUGUUGGGCAGAGCCCUGGUCACCCACAUUCCCUGUGAUCCGUGUUGGGAACACACCUGGCUCCUUCUCCUUUUGGUUUGGUCUUAAUUUUUCUCUGCUCUAUCUUCAUCCCUUAAAAAAAGCCCAAACAGGUUUAAAUGAAGGAAAUUGACCAAAAAUAUUUGAAGUUCCACAAUUUCACAGGCAGUUUAGGGGAAUUUAGGACCUGGGACGCAUUCUGUGUGGGGUGCCCCUGUUGCUAAGAGGCAGGAACUUGAUCUCACCCUCCUUGUCUUGCUAAGAUCUCCUUCCUUUACCCAAACCCCAACUCCAUCCCUUGGAUACCCUAUAAAAACCCCAUGUCUCUGCCUUUGCCCUGUCUUUUGGGGGUCAGAAAUGGAAUUCUGGAGCUUUCUGACACCAAGCACUGUCUCGUUUGUUCCUGGCACCGGCAGCUGCAGCCUCCCUGGACACCAUGAACUCUGGAGAAUGGGGACAGCCAGUGAGGACAGGUCCUGGAUUGCAAGAUAAGUGUGUGUUGUGUUUGCCAUCUGUCAGAGGUGGGGCAGUUAUCUUCUGUUCAUUGGGCAGUUU